Molecule: messenger RNA, 1177 nt
Organism: Protobothrops mucrosquamatus (brown spotted pit viper)
Lineage: Eukaryota; Metazoa; Chordata; Lepidosauria; Squamata; Viperidae
Gene: FAM162A
Product: family with sequence similarity 162 member A
Exons: 6
Coding region: 106-681 (191 amino acids)
Source: RefSeq, a predicted model, not a curated record
AUUGAGCUAGUGCACGAAGAAGCUGGCACGAAGGGCUGGAUCAGGAGAGCGGAAGGGCCGGAAACCGAGAGUCGGGCCGCGGAAAUCCGAGGGCGAAUCGUGAUCAUGUCGCUGGCUGUCGGCAAAAUUGUCAGGAGGCUGGACAAACGCAUUUUUUCGGUCGCACGUCCUGCUAAAACACCGUAUUCGAUAACCAAUAGACAGUAUUGCAAAACUGAGAAGGCCGAUGGAAAAAACCCGCAUUUCAAAGAAGCAGGCCCCUCCUCUCCAUUCAACCACAAAGUUUCUGAAUGGGAUAAGAAACUGUUGGUGUGGUCAGGCCGCUUCAAGAAAGGAGAAGAUAUACCUCAGGACAUCUCGGCAAAGACGAUGAGUGCAUCAAGGAGCAAGCUUCGUGUGAAGGUAGCCUACUUCGGAAUGGCUAUCCUGCUUGUGGGUUUUGUAUCUGCAGUUUUGAUAGGAAAACAGCCCUGUAUGGCUUGGGUCCCAGUUGAGGAACUGCUUUACCCCAAUGAAUUCAGCCCGCCCCAUCCAUGCCAGCAGAGGGCAUGCUAUGAAUCCUGUCAGCCAAAGAAUUCCAACAGGUGGGAUCCUGAAGACACUGCUCUGCUGUGGCCCCUUCCAUUUGGAACUUCAUACCCCCCCAGGACGUUCAAAAAUAUAGAUCACUACGGUAUAUGAACCCAAGUGUUGAGCAGAUAGAAGAGGCUGCUGAAAGUGCUUCUGCCAAGCCAUGAUCAAAAAGUUGGUUAGAACUGUUGGUGUGCAAAGCUGGUUUUCAUCAUGAAUUGGAAGAGCAACUUGAGAAACAUUUACUUCAUUUUUUCACAUUUCAAAAAGAGAAUUUAUAGUUCAAUGAUACUUCUAAAAUUUUCAUCCUUUCUCAUGGAAAGACUCCCAUUUCUGACUAAAACAAAAGCAUCCUUUGUUUUUGAAAAGCUGAAUCUCUGUAUUAGAAUGUUUCUUUAAAUCCUGGAUGCUGGAUAUGUAUUAAAAAUCUAUGUAACCUGUAAAAUACAUCCUGCUCUAACAAUAAAAGGAUCUAUCCAGGAUACUGAAUUCAUCUGAACUGGGUAACAUAUGCAUGAACGAUAAAAUAAUUCAUACUUAUUCCCACUUAUCUGAUUUUAAAUGUAAAUUUAAAGAAGCAGUAAAUGGUACUUACCUUGUUACUAUA